ACUUUUUUUUUUUUUUUUUUUUACAGUCAAUGUAAAGGUUAAUCGGGGGGUGAUUUCCAGUGGACGUAUCUGUGCUUCAUUUGUCUUUGUAUACAGUGCAUGUGGUUAGUGGAGCCUCUCAGUUGAACCUGUUGCCAUGCCAAAGGCCUGCAAAACAUCUGUCUUUAAAAAAAGUGAUUAAUUUUAAAUGAAUUUCAUCUGCAUUGAUGUCAUCAAAGUCAAAAAUGCAUCCAUCAGUAUUUUCAGUUACAUGCAGUGGAUGGCGCUGUCACUCUGCUGAACGUCUGAGGGAAACAGCUAGAGCAUGUCACAUCUUGGGAAAUCAUCGGCUAAACACAUGGGCGGACGGCAAAGAAGGAGAGUUUACUAUACUAGUUUGAAUAGUUUCUUUGGAUGUUUUGACUCUCUUUUCACCAGUGUUACUGAACAGAAUCCAUGCUGACCACGGCUGACCCUGGAGAAGAGAACUUUACAGCAGCAUUUCAAGGUCUCUGGAAGACCUGUCUCACUCCAGAGCUCCCCUGAUGUUUGUCCUCAUGCAAACUGAGCAGAGAUCCAGGCAGACAGUCAUUUCUAUGAGCCCAGACUGUUUUCGAUAACACCUGGAGUCCAGGCACAGAGAGGAAAAAAAACUAAUCCUUUCAAGGAGUUCAGGAAAUCCACUUCAGUUUCAGGAUGGAUAGACCAUACCUGACCCAAAUGACGCUUUACCUUGGCUUUUGCUGUGCUGCUGCUAAAGAGUUGCUGCCGAGCCCCAGUCAGCCCCGCUGUGUCUUCAUUGCAUAUGAUAAAGUGACAUGCUACUGGACCCCUGGGAGGAACUCCCCUGCUAACACUGUCUACACACUACAGGCUAAUGUGACAAAGUUUGGACCGACUUGUGACUCUUUCGGCAAACAUGCAUUCAACUGCACCGGGAUCAAUCAGACACAGUGCUCCGGCCCCAUGAGCAGUCCUGAUCGGUUGUACUCUUUCAGAGUUGUUGCCCAUAGCACGACAGCAACAGCCAGCUCACCCAUCCUUUGUAUCAAAGCUUUAGAUGCUGUGAAGCUGCGCAGGCCAGUCCUGUCUGACCUGAGACCAGUUGGAGAUAAACCCAGGUGUCUGGAGCUGCAGUGGCAUAAACCUGUAAAAUUUGCACUAACCAAUGAAAAGAUCUGCACUGGCUUUGUAAACUACCAACUACAAUACAGCAUAGAUGAUCAGCCCAAGGCCGAGACAGUGGAGGGUCAUCUAGGCGAGGACCUUCAGCCCAUGGUGUGUAAAGACACUCUGAGGACAAACCAGACAGUUCGUCUCAGAGGCCCAUGUUCCCUUAGUCCAUUUACUCAACACGCAGUUCGACUUCGCUUCCGCUACCUCAGUCACGUGGAGUGAGUGGAGCAACACACUACAGAGCUGCACAGGCAUUGCAGCCCCUAUCGCUGCACCACUACUGUGGAGAACAAUAAAACCUACAGAUGAUACUCAGCAGAGACAAGUGACUCUCUUGUGGAAGUCUCCCUCAAAGAGUCAGACAGCCUGCAUCAGCCUGUGGUUUAAUGUGCACUGUCAGUCAGAGGGAUAUCGCCGCUCACCGCGUAUGGAAAAGUGCACAACAAUAACAGGCACUUCCUGUCAGCUGACCCUGUCCAUGGAGCGCUCCUCCUGCUUUCUGGCCAUGUGUAACUCUGCUGGAUGCUCCCCUUCAGCGCAGCUCACCCUCCCAGCACCCACAGACAUUCCACUCAGGGCUAUGAAAGCAGUCAGUGUACAAGUGUUAAAUGAGUCCAGUCUGGAGGUUUCAUGGUCACUACUCACACAUUCCUCACUCACUGGCUUCCUCUUGGAGUGGGAGUAUGUGACAGAAGCUGAUGGUCAUCAUCUACACUGGGAGAGACUGAGCUAUAACACCAGUAACAUGAUCAUCACUGGUUUGUUGUCAGAGGUGCGAUAUGUUGUGACUGUAAGGCCUGAGUGUGGCAGUGAGCACGGUGAAGCAGUUUCAACACAGACUUACACCAGACAAGGGGUGCCCUCUACUGGCCCCAUACUGCAGGUGAAGGAGCAGAGCGACAGCGCAGUUCUCCUGAAGUGGACACCUUUGCCUGUGGAGGAGCAGCAUGGCUUCAUCACCCACUACAGCCUCUACUGUCAGAGGGAGAACAACACAACAUAUGAAGUGCAACCAGUGCCAGGUGAGAAGCUGCAGUACCGCCUGACUGGCCUGUCUGGAGUCUAUCAGAUCUUUAUGACAGCUCACACGGUGGCAGGAGAGGGACGAGCCAGUCCACCUCUGUGGGUCACCAUAGGGAACAAAUAUUCAGAGAGGACCAUCCUGGUUUGUGUCUUUUCUCCUUUGAUCACUGUGGUACUGCUUGUGACUAUGACUGCAUGUGGGCAAAGGAUAAAACAAAACAUCUGGCCUCCAGUUCCUGACCCUGCUCUCAGCAGUCUGACUGCCUGGAUCUCCGACUCUGAACACACAACGAAAAAGUUCUGCUCUGAUGAAGUGAUGCACAUGUCGACUUGCAAACUAACUAAUGCACUGUAUGAUGCAGAGAACCGAUAGAGCACAAUAUCUUUCUGAAUAAAAUGUAUUUAAAAAUAAUAGUAAAUACACUGUGUGAAGUUGCAUAGCUGAAGAAAGGCUUGAUGAAUCUUCCUCUUUUUGUGUGUUACUGGAUUUAUGACCUUUAAGCAAAGCACUUGUGUCCACAAUUCAUUUUUCCUUUAAGUGCGGUAAUGCAUGUUGAGUGGAUCAUGCUGCCUCAUGCACCCUCAGUAACUACCCUUCACAAACCAGAGACCACUCCAGUCUGUGAGCUUAUCUGGUCCUUUCUGAUUGCUUCUAAUGACCAGAAGGGGGCAGAGAAAUCUCAGUUUUAAAAGAAUUCCUUGUACAGUUUCCCCAAAGUCUCCAUGCUGUUCAUUUUUAUAACUAGAUGUUCUAAUAUAUGUUACUGUUGUUGUAAAUGUGCACAAAGUUAAUUAAAGCUUAAAACAGA
Lates calcarifer (barramundi perch) is the source of this 2987-nucleotide messenger RNA. RefSeq names its product interleukin-6 receptor subunit beta. Gene Ontology annotation, cellular component: external side of plasma membrane; signaling receptor complex. The transcript has 14 exons. The coding region runs from base 1583 to 2551 and encodes 322 amino acids. The record is from RefSeq and is a predicted model, not a curated record. Gene Ontology annotation, biological process: cytokine-mediated signaling pathway. Lineage: Eukaryota; Metazoa; Chordata; Actinopteri; Centropomidae. Gene Ontology annotation, molecular function: cytokine binding; cytokine receptor activity.